AUGGUUUCGCCAGCGGUUCCCGAGCUCACCGAGGAGCACAUUCACGAAUCGAUCGACGCCAGAACCGACUCGCUGAUCUCCCUGCGCGAACUCGGUCCCCCAGAUCUUGUGCAUCUCCUGAAGCAACCCAAGGGUAACCAGGGCAAGCAGAUUGGUGUCUAUCACCACGUUACUGGUGUCGAGGCCUCCUCUUCUGCCAGUCUCGCCGCCUACAUCAAUACUCUGACGUACCGAGAGCAUGGCCCGUCGGCGCAGAUCAAGAUUGUCGAGGGGCUCUACUGCUGUUACAAUGCCUUUUCCCGACUCGACAUGCGCGUGCACGUCACGAUUCCCGGUUCGGUCGAAAGCUACUGCGUAGAUGAGCGCGGAGAGAAACGCAAGGCCACCGACGAGCUCUGGCUUGAGACAUAUCUCUGCAGCGUCUUGCGCGCCUACUCGUACGCGGACGACGGAAGCGGAGAGACGAUUCGCAAGAUUAUGGGUGUGCGCCGCUUCAACCCCGUCACAAACACCGAGACGGAACACCGGUUCCUCAAUGCUGCCGAGCAGCUCUUCUUCCGAGUACCCAACAGCGUCUCGAACCACCUCACGACGGGCCUUCUGAAGUACUUCCAGACCACCGGUCGCUAUGCAUCCGGCAUCAACCUGUUUGAGAAGCUGCGCACCCAAAACGUCGAGGUCUCCUCUCUUCUCGCCAAGGUUCUAUUCAUGGGCAACGAAGAAGUGCAGGGCAUUCGUGUUCUCCACCAGGCUCUCAAGGAAUCUCCGAUGGACUACGUGAUGCUCGACACGCAGGCCGAGUUUCUCCUAAAGAAGGCCGAGUCUGCGGCCACCCCUGAGCAGAAGGAAGAGCGUCUCCGCAUGGCGCUAGGAUGCGCGGACCGCAGCACAAUAGCUGCGCCCAGCGAGUUCGGCACGUGGGCUCGCCUGGCGCAGGUCUACGUUGCCAUGGAGGACUGGGAGAAUGCGUUGACGAUUCUCAACUCGUGUCCCAUGUUCACCUACCAGGACAAGGAUGCGCCGCAGAUGCCAGAACCAAAGGAUGUUCACCUCCCGACACUGCCAGAGACACGCCUCGACGAGAUUGACAGCGAGCCGGAAUCAAGGUACUCUGAGCAAGUCGAUCCUAGCCUGCUGAACCUUCGUGCUUCAGUGUACAAGGGAACCUUUAAACAGGCGUACAGCAUUCUCACGGAGAUGGCGCAGAAGAUUGGCUGGGACCAGCUCCUCAAGAUUCGAAGCACCGUCUUCGUCAUGGAGGACGAGUAUCGCACCGAGAAGCAGGAGUCGACGCAGCCGAACACCAUUAAGCGUACCGCCAGCACCGAUGGUCUUCGAGGCACGCCAGAUCCGACAACGAACGGAGAGCAGACCGACGACGAGGACGCCGUUGACGAGAAGAAGACUGCAGGCGACGCACCAGAGCCUGUCAAUGGGGAGGCCGUUGACGGUGGUGCCGCCGCGGUUGAAAAGCCCACACACGCUAUUGACCCCGGCGAGGUCAAGGCUGACCCUGAGGCUAACGAUGAGCAUCUCUCCAAGCUCAACAACAAGCGUCUGUGCGAGCGCUGGCUGGACAGCCUCUUCAUGGUGCUCUACGAAGACUUGCGCGUCUACACCAUCUGGCGCACGCAGAUGGCGCAGUACCGCGCGCAGUCGAUGCAGUACCGCAAGUCGGCGGAGGAGUGGGAAAUUCUCGGGUCGCUGGCAGAGCGCCUCCAGCACAUGGACGAGGCAAUGGAGGCCUACCGAUCAUGCUUGGCCGCAAGGUUCAGCCCCAAGGCGCUGGCCGGCAUCCUGCGCGUUUUCGAGCGCAACAAGAACACAAGGGAAGCCGUCGCGGCAUUUAUUCGCUUGGUGACGUGGCAGUACAGAUGGUAUUCCGAGUUCUCCCCCGAGCUGCUCCGCACCGUCCGCUCGCUCAUUGAAGAUGAGGGUGCCGUCAAGGUGCGGAGCAUCAUCCAGGCCACGAGCAUGCCUCAGAACGUUCUCGACCUGACGCAUCACUACGCGGCAUUGUGCGCCAAGUUCCGCAGCAGCGGCACCGACGGUUAG
Molecule: messenger RNA, 2055 nt
Organism: Verticillium dahliae VdLs.17
Lineage: Eukaryota; Fungi; Ascomycota; Sordariomycetes; Glomerellales; Plectosphaerellaceae
Product: bud site selection protein
Exons: 6
Coding region: 1-2055 (684 amino acids)
Biological process (GO): Golgi to plasma membrane transport
Cellular component (GO): exomer complex
Molecular function (GO): protein binding
Source: RefSeq, a predicted model, not a curated record